CGGCUGGGCAGGAUUCCGGACAACGCCUGGUUCCUCUCGGGUCCUUCCGGCGUCGCCGGAGUGAAUUGAUCCGGGAGUUGAAGAGGGCUCCAAAGGUGGGAAGUGAAGUCAGUCCCUCAGUUGCCGGCCAUUCACAGUGCUAAUGAGGAAACUGAGGGGAUAAAUGACGUGCCCAAGGACGCACAAGUAGGGACUGAUCUUCUGAAUCUAAUCCAGUUGUAAUCCAGCUUCUGAAUCAGAGCCACCGCACCAGACUGAAAGUGUAGGAAGGUUUUGUUUUUUGAAGAGGGUGGAGGAAGUUGCAAAGUAAUGCAUUUUAGGUGAAAGACACCCCUUUCCCUUCCUACCAUAGGACCGUUUUUACUGUUUUCGCUGUCAACUGAGAGCAAUGGGAUUGGAAUUCUUUCAUGAAACUUAUUUUACAUUUUUACAGCACUGAGAAAGAUUUUAGUGAGCUUAUUACUAGGAAAGAAGAUACAUUGCUUUUUUGGAGUUUGAGCCUUCGUGAAAUUUUUAAUAUUUCAGUGGUUCCUAAGGACAGUAUAUGUUUUGUGCAGUAUUCUUUUAUCACAAUAAAGAGAAGAAAGACUGCAGUGAAUGAAGAUUCCUCUGCAUUUUAGCACUGCUUUUUCUACUGUAGUUGGCUUUUGAAUGAGGAUGACAAUGGAAGAGAUGAAGAAUGAAGCUGAGACCACUUCCAUGGUUUCUAUGCCUCUCUAUGCAGUCAUGUAUCCUGUGUUUAAUGAGCUAGAGCGAGUAAAUCUGUCUGCAGCUCAGACACUGAGAGCAGCUUUCAUUAAGGCUGAAAAAGAAAAUCCAGGACUCACACAAGACAUCAUUAUGAAAAUUUUAGAGAAAAAAAGUGUAGAAGUCAACUUCACGGAGUCCCUUCUUCGAAUGGCAGCUGAUGAUGUAGAAGAGUAUAUGAUUGAACGACCAGAGCCAGAAUUCCAGGACCUAAACGAAAAAGCACGAGCACUUAAACAAAUUCUCAGUAAGAUCCCAGAUGAGAUCAAUGACAGAGUGAGGUUUCUGCAGACAAUCAAGGAUAUAGCCAGUGCAAUAAAAGAACUUCUUGAUACAGUGAACAAUGUCUUCAAGAAAUACCAAUACCAGAACCGCAGAGCACUUGAACACCAAAAGAAAGAAUUUGUAAAAUACUCCAAAAGUUUCAGUGAUACUCUGAAAACCUAUUUUAAAGAUGGCAAGGCAAUAAAUGUGUUCAUAAGUGCCAACCGACUAAUUCAUCAAACCAACUUGAUACUUCAGACCUUCAAAACUGUGGCCUGAAAGUUGUAUAUGUUAAGAGAUGUACUUCUCAGUGGCAGUAUUGGACUGCCUUUAUCUGUAAAUUUUAAAGUUUGACUGUAUAAAUUAUCAGUCCCUCCUGAAGGGAUCUAAUAAUCCAGGAUGUUGAAUGGGAUUAUUGCCAUCUUACACCAUAUUUUUGUAAAAUGUAGCUUAAUCAUAAUCUCACACUGAAGAUUUUGCAUCACUUUUGCUAUUAUCAUUCUUUUAAGAAUUAUAAGCCAAAAGAAUUUACGCCUUAAUGUGUCAUUAUAUAACAUUCCUUAAAAGAAUUGUAAAUAUUGGUGUUUGUUUCUGACAUUUUAACUUGAAAGCGAUAUGCUGCAAGAUAAUGUAUUUAACAAUAUUUGGUGGCAAAUAUUCAAUAAAUAGUUUACAUCUGUUAAACAUUUCUUUACUUGAAAAAAAUGCAUAUAUAUAUGUGAAUAUAUAUAUAUGAUCAGAAGACCAAGACGACUUGGUGUAAUGUCUAAGGAACUUCUAACAGGAGCUUAUUAGCAGUUUAUCAGAUAAUAAAGCAACAAGAAUUCCUAUUUUUUUGUCCUUAAUCACUCUGGGCAAAAAGUAGAAAUAUUUUUGUUAGUUAUUAUUUUUGAGGUACUGAGAAUUUUUCCAACCUUUGUUUUAAGAGACUUUUGAGAAGGACAUGGCAGUUUAUAGUGUCUUCACACUAUCUUGCCACUUUUGAACUCUGUGACAAUGUAAGAUUAAGACUUUCUGGUAUGCUGGGCCCUAAUAAGCUCUGCACCUUUUUCCCUUAAAUAGCCACAGCUGAUAGUAAUUUGAAGCUAUACCAAUGCUAGUUGGUUUGAAAUUGUCAUGAGUGUUAAUAAUAUUAUAUACACUCUUUAAAUAUGUACAGUUUUGUCUCACCAUAGAGAAGUUUUAAGGAAAUUAUGUAUCAAGUAUUCAUGUUAAGUGAUUUCAUUUUUCAAUUAUGAUAAAAUAAAGGAAAAAAUCAGAA
Molecule: messenger RNA, 2272 nt
Organism: Sus scrofa (pig)
Lineage: Eukaryota; Metazoa; Chordata; Mammalia; Artiodactyla; Suidae
Gene: PDCD10
Product: programmed cell death 10
Biological process (GO): regulation of Golgi organization; positive regulation of MAP kinase activity
Cellular component (GO): FAR/SIP/STRIPAK complex
Molecular function (GO): protein kinase binding
Source: RefSeq, a predicted model, not a curated record